Molecule: messenger RNA, 1552 nt
Organism: Octopus sinensis (East Asian common octopus)
Lineage: Eukaryota; Metazoa; Mollusca; Cephalopoda; Octopoda; Octopodidae
Product: ketimine reductase mu-crystallin
Exons: 8
Coding region: 177-1103 (308 amino acids)
Cellular component (GO): cytoplasm
Molecular function (GO): hormone binding
Source: RefSeq, a predicted model, not a curated record
GGAGGAAUAAUUCAGAGGGUUGGUGGGGUACUAGACAGAGAAAAGGGGUAGGAACAGAGUACAUGGCGGGACAGAAAAAGAAUAGUAAUGAUAACGAUGUAGAGACGGAAAGAGAGAAAGAAAUAGGGCAAAGUUUAUCAUUUAGAAGUUUAAGAUUUUGUUGUUGAACUCUCAGCAUGGCAGAAGCCGUUAGAUUUGUAAGUGCCGAAGAAGUCAGGAAAGUUUUAACUUACCAACAUCUUAUACCUGUCUUAGAAGACACCCUUAAGCAAUAUUCUGUCACCAAAAACGUAAAGAUUAUACAACCUUGUAAAACUUUAAUUGAAGUUAAAGAGAAUAAUGGAUUGUGUCUCAUAAUGCCAUGUUACAGUGCUGCAGACAACAUUAUUGCUACCAAACUUGUCACUGUUUUCCCACAAAACAAAGAUAUUCCUUCCCAUGAUGCUGCCAUUGUUGUAUUUAGCAGCACCAAUGGCAAACUUUUGAGUGUGAUCGAUGGAACAGUGAUCACAGCAAUGAGGACGGCAGCAGUGACAGUUAUUGCAACAAAGUAUCUAUCAGUGCCAGAACCUAAAGUUUUAGCCAUUAUUGGUUCAGGUGUGCAGGCUAGAUCCCACUUUGCGGCUUUAACAACAUCCUUCACAUUUUCUCAGGUAAAUGUUUGGAGUAGAAAUAAGGCAAACGCCAGAAUGUUUGGUGAUGACACUGGAGCGAAAGUGUGUGGCACCAUAGAAGAAGCUGUCAAAGAUGCUGACGUUAUUGUUACUGCCACAGGAAGCAAACAACCUCUUUUAAUGAAAGACUGGGUCAAAGCUGGUACUCACAUUAAUGCUGUCGGAGCCCCAUUAGGUGAAUGUCAAGAAGUAGACUCUGAGUUGACCAGGUCUUCAAUAGUUUAUGUCGAAGAUUACGAAAUGGCCCAUAAAUACAGCGGUGAGCUUGGUGCUUCAAAGGCCGAAGUCUUUGGAGAAAUUGGAGAAGUCAUCGGUGGACAAAAGCAAAAUUUUAGGAAUAAAAACACAAUGUUUAUUAGUCUUGGUAUGGCCAUUGAAGAUUGUGUGUCAGCCAAGUUGGUUUAUAAAAACAUAACAAAUAACCUCUGAAAAAAAAUAAAGAAAGGAGCAAAAACCAGCCAGAAAAGGUUCAAAUAACUCAAUGAAAUGAACAGCUCUUAAGGAAAAAAAGAAAUUUUUUAAUUUAACCAAGAACCUGAGCAGAAGAUAAUGAACAGGUUGGUUUUCUGACCAAGAAUACUUGAAAUGUUAUGUAAUUCUUUUGGGUAAUGUUAAUUUAUUAAUUAAUCUAAUAAUGUAAAAUGUUACGAAAUAAUUAUUGCAUUGGGCUUUUUUUUUGUGGUGGUGGUGGGGUGGGGGUCAGUUGAAAUUCAAGAGAAUAUAUUCUUUUGUUAUUAUUAUACUAGAGUGUUACCACUUUAUGAUGACAGGCAACAUUGGAAGUGUACCUUUGCCAUCACAGGUAAUGUCAGGUAUUUUGAUUGUAAUUCAACUUUUUAAUAAAAUUUCUUGGUGCUUCUACAAAAUAAUGAAAUGAA